This is a messenger RNA of Papaver somniferum (opium poppy), 762 nucleotides long. RefSeq lists its product as uncharacterized. The transcript has a single exon. Bases 1 to 762 code for a protein of 253 amino acids. Lineage: Eukaryota; Viridiplantae; Streptophyta; Magnoliopsida; Ranunculales; Papaveraceae. The record is from RefSeq and is a predicted model, not a curated record.
AUGGAGUUGCUAGAAGGGUAUCAUAGAGAAAGAGACUUAAGGAGGCUGUUAGAAGAGGCGAGACGGGAAAAUCACGAGCUAAGGUAUGAGGAGGAGAGGAAACGUGAGGUGGAAAGCAAACGCGUCAAAACAGAAGUAAACAUUGAUGAAAUAAGAAGGAGAACCAUAGAUCACGAGGUCUUAUGCGAGCUACGAAGCUUAAAGAUGCAGGUUGGAAGUUCACAAAAAGGCGACGAGGAAAGGGGAAGAUCUAGACGAAAAGAUCCACGAGGAGAUGGAGGAGGGAGGCAUAAGCUGAAAAACAAAGGGCAGAUCGGAGAAGAAUCGACGGCCUGGACGGAGUUAAAACUUCCAGAACUUAACACAACUUUGGAGAAAGUAUGGGAGGAGGUGAUAUUAACCGAAGAGAUAUCAGCACCACCAAAUCUGGGGAGAGAACCGGUCCCGGGAAGCAAGAGUCAUGAAUUUUGCAGGUAUCAUCGUUUCCACGGACACCAUACCAACAGCUGCAGGAGUGUAAGGAAGAUCAUACACCGGCUUAUCAAACAAGGGAAACUCGCGCACUACAUUGAUCGGAAGGAGACACCGAUGAUUACUUGUCACCACAAGCAAGCAAAGGAAAGCCGAGAAAGGAGACGAUUAGGCUGUAAUUUCAUAGCGCAUUCCAGGGGAAGUUUCCAUGAUUUUGAAGAUAAUGUACUCUCAAGAGUGUACAAGGUGGAUCGCAAAGGUAAUGAGAUAAUGAACUCCCCUAAGGAAUAA